Molecule: messenger RNA, 5512 nt
Organism: Coregonus sp. 'balchen'
Lineage: Eukaryota; Metazoa; Chordata; Actinopteri; Salmoniformes; Salmonidae
Source: the annotation of a GenBank genome assembly
AUGGGGAAGGAGGAGAGACCGAGAGGGAGAGGGAGAGAGAGUCAUGGGGAAGGAGGAGAGACCGAGAGGGAGAGGGAGAGAGAGUCAUGGGGAAGGAGGAGAGACCGAGAGGGAGAGGGAGAGAGAGUAAUGGGGAAGGAGGAGAGGAGAGACCCUGCUAGAGCUGCCCUGGUCAACUGUAAGUGCUGUUAUUGUGAAGUGGAGACGUCUAGGCCACACAAGCUCACAGAACGGGACAAUACUCACUACCGAGUUCCAAACUGCCUCUGGAAGCAACGUCAGCACAAUAACUGUUAGUCGAGAGCUUUGUGAAAGGGGUUUCCAUGGCCAAGCAGCCUCACACAAACCUAAGAUCACCAUGCGCAAUGCCAAGUGUAGGCUGGAGUGGUGUAAAGCUCGCCACCAUUGGACUCUGGAGCAGUUGAAAUGCGUUCUCUGGAGUGAUGAAUCACGCUUCACCAUCUGGCAGUCCGACAGACAAAUCUGGGUUUGGCGGAUGGCAGGAGAACGCUACCUGCCCCAAUGCAUAGUGCCAACUGUAAAGUUUGGUUGACGAGGAAUAAUGGUCUGGGGCUUUUUUCCAUGGUUUUGGUCCUCUGUAGCUCAAUUGGUAGAGCAUGGCGCUUGUAACACCAGGGUAGUGGGUUCGAUCCCCGGGACCACCCAUACGUAAAAAUGUAUGCACUCAUGACUGUAAGUCGCUUUGGAUAAAAGCGUCUGCUAAAUGGCAUAUUAUUAUUAUUAUUAUUAUUAUUAUUAUUAUUAUUAUGGUUCGGCUAGGCCCCUUAGUUCCAGUGAAGGGAAAUCUUAACACUACAGCAUAGAAUGACAUUCUAGACGAUUCUGUGCUUCCAACUUUGUGGUAAGAGUUUGGGGAAGGCCCUUUCCUGUUUCAGCAUGACAAUGCCCCCGUGCACAAAGCGAGGUCCAUACAGAAAUGGUUUGUCGAGAUUGGUGUGGAAGAACUUGACUGGCCUGCACAGAGCCCUGACCUCAACCCCAUCAAACACCUUUAGGAUGAAUUGGAACGCCGACUGCGAGCCAGGCCUAAUCGCCCAACAUUAGUUCCCGACCUCACUAAUGCUCUUGUGGCUGAAUGGAAGCAAGUCCCCGCAGCAAUGUUCCAACAUCUAGUGGAAAGCCUUCCCAGAAGAGUGGAGGCUGUUAUAGCAGCAAACGGGGGACCAACUCCAUAUUAAUGCCCAUGAUUUUGGAAUGAGAUGUUCGACGAGCAGGGGUCCACAUACUUUUGGUCAUGUGGUGUAUCUCUGGUCUGUUGUGUAGGCCUUUACUGCAUUAGUGUGACUUUCACAUUUUCACUCUAUAACAAAUGCCCCAAAUAUUUAUGAUGGUAUACAGACUGCAUACCAAGGCUGCUCUCUCUGUAGAUGGAGGUUGGUAUAAUGAUACUGCUCUCUGUAGAUGGAGGUUGGUUGACACUGGCAAGGACAAACAUUGUGAGACACUGACAAGGACAAACAGGGUGAGACACUGACAAGGACAAACAGGGUGAGACACUGACAAGGACAAACAGGGUGAGACACUGACAAGGACAAACAGGGUGAGACACUGACAAGGACAAACAGGGUGAGACACUGACAAGGACAAACAGGGUGAGACACUGACAAGGACGAAGCGACUAAUCUUGGAUUGUUUCCCUACAGGGCGGCAGGCAUCUUGGAUUGUUUCCCAGGUAGCUUAGCGGUUAAGAGCGUUGGGACAGUAACCGAAAGGUUCGAAUCCUGAGUCGACUUGGGUGAAAAAUCUGUCUGUGCCCUUGAGCAAGACACUUAACCAUAAUUGCUCUUGUAAGUUGCUCUGCGUAGGAGCGUCCGCUAAAUUACUCCAAUGUAAAUGUAAUGGCACCCAAUUCCCUAUAUAGUGCACUAAUUUUGAUCCUAUACAGUGCACUACUUUUGACCAGAGCCCUGGUCUAAAGUAGUGCACUAUAUAGGGAAUAGGGUGCCAUUCUCUGGUCUAAAGUAGUGCACUAUAUAGGGAAUAGGGUGCCAUUUGGGAUGCUGCCGUGGGUUGCGUUGAACAAUGUCCAGCCUCCAGCCUGGUGAGGAAGGGUCAGGGGGCUCUUCCUGAUUUGGGAAGGGCUUUUUUUGGUGUCUGACAGUGGAACAAUGGGCUAAGCCCUUCACCCCUCCCUCACAGAUGCCUAGAGAUGGAAUAAAGAGUAGGAGAGACCCAUCUGUUCUUCAUUCCUUCACUGUGUUUCCUUCCCAGACAAUAGAUGGCUUUAGACGCCUGAACACUGCCACAACACAAUAGAUCUCUAACCACCUUCCUGAAAUCACUCUUCAGACAUAUGGGAACUGUGGAAUUAUUAUUCUGCUAUUUACCAUAUUUAUUAUUACAACCAAUUUCACUCUUUUAGUUUGUAAAAAGUGACCUUAUAUAUUUUGUGAUGCAGCAUACAUAUGUCUAUGAUGUAGAUUGUUCAAGUCAAAAUCUAACUUUUUUUGCCAAUAUAGGCUCACUUUGAGAAUUGUCCUUAAAAUGCAAAAAAGAAAAAGAGUGAAAAAGAGGGUGAGAGAGAGAUAGAAACAUAGUAAGAGGAAUGUGAGGGUUUUAGUCCGCUUUGGAUCGGUCUCUCUCUCUUUUAAUUCUCUGUUCUGGUUUACCAUCUCUAGCUUCACCUUUGACCUUCAGAGGGGCCUGUGCCGUCACAUUAGCUCUGUUGUCCUGUUUGGUCGGACACACAAACCCUGCCUGCUGCUGUCCCCACCCAACCCAACCUAGUCUCAACCUCGGUUGAUGCAACAACGACGUUUUGGAGACUGCUCACUAGCACACGAGGAAGUGGGUUGUCUUGUCUCUGUGUUUUUUGAAGUGAUGGUUUACUCACUUAAACUAACGUUGUUGUUAUCUGUUUCCUCCUUGCGCAGCGCUGGAACGCUCUUGAAAGGGGAACGGAAGAGUACGAGGCAGAAGGUGGGUGUAAAGUUACUGCAUUUAUUGUAAAGUUACUGCAUUUAUUGUAAAGUUACUGCAUUCAUUGUAAAGUUACUGCAUUUAUUGUAAAGUUACUGCAUUUAUUGUAAAGUUACUACAUUUAAGGAAAAGCAUGCAAGUAAGCAUUUCACUCUACUGUUUACACCUGCUGUAUCCAACAUUUCCACUAGAUAGCCAUUCAUCAUAGUCAGCUUUGGGGUCAAUUCCAUUUGGGAAUUUAGAAAGUAAAUUGAAACUCCAUUAUCAAGUAGAACUGACCCCAGGCCUCCCAAGUGGUGCAGUGGUCUAAGGCAUUGCAUUGCAGUGCUUGAGGCGUCACUACAGACCCGGGUUCGAUCCCAGGCUGUGUCACAGCUGGCCGUGACCGGGAGACACAUUUGGCCCAGCGUCGUCCGGGUUAGGGGAGGGUUUGGCCGGCUGGGAUUUCCUUGUCCCAUCGCGUUUCAGCAAAUCCUUGUGGCGAGGCGGGCGCCUGCAAGCUGACUUUGGUCACAAGCUGGAUGGUGUUUCCUCCGACACAUUGGUGCGGCUGGCUUCCGGGUUAAGCGAGCAGUGUGUCAAGAAGCAGGGUCGUGUUUCGGAGGACGCAUGGCUCUCGACCUUCGCCUCUCCCUAGUCCAUAGGGGAGUUGCAGCGAUGGGGCAAGACUGGAACUACCAUUUGGAAAUCACUCAAUUGGGGAGAAAAAGGGGAAAAUAUAAAACAAUCAAUUUGAACUGACCCUGAUCAUAGGAGUGAGAUGGAGGACAUUCAACGCCUAUGCUCAGGGAGCCAGGGUCUUAAAUCAAGUCUUAUCAUUGUGUGUGCGUGCGUGUGUGUGUAGGCCAGCUGCACCUGUGGAACCCUGAUGAGCCCUCUACCCCGCGGGGCUCUAUCACACCCCUCUCAGACCGCCUGGAGGAGAGGUUUCAGGAGGCCUGCGAGGAGCUGGCUAUGCCCUGGGAUGGAUGUGCCAGCCACCAUGAGCUACUGGCUCUCUGUGACCACCUGGGGCUGGAGGUGAGGAAAGAGAUCGUCUGAAAUGCUACCCUAAUCUUUAUAGUGCAUUACAGUAGAUGUGUGGAAUAGGGUGCCAUUUUGGAUUCAACCGAAGUUCAGUCGGUGACCAUCUGGGAUCAGCUGGUCCCAGUUUCCUCCUUACCCCAUCCCCUUGGCCCCCAAACCCUUCCAUGUUUGCUGAUCUGUAAGUUGGAAGCAAUACGGUGGAAGCUCCACCACUACACUGUUUAUACCUAUCCAGACCUUACGGAUCCACCACUACACUGCUGAUGCCUAUCCAGACCUUACAGAUCCACCACUACACUGUUUAUACCUAUCCAGACCUUACAGAUCCACCACUACACUGCUGAUGCCUAUCCAUAUCCUUUUAGAUCUGCGAACAUGGAAGGGUUUAGGGCCCAGGAGAGGGGUAGGGAGCUAAUUAGGACCGUGGAAGAAAUGGCUCCCUAUUUCCUGUAGUGAAUUAGACAGGGAAUAGGGUGGACGUAACCCAAGUGGAGGUUUGAGAGUCUGAGUAGGAUGCUGGGGAAAUGUUUCUGAUUGUUGUCGUCUCCAGGUGACGGAGGAUGUCCUCCAGGUUCUAAGUGUAAAUGAGAUAAUGAGCGUUCAGGCGUUUGCUUCCUGGGUUCUGAACCACGCCAAGCCCCCCACCCCCUCUGCCUCCACACCUUACAGACAGCUCAAAAGACUACACUCCUCACAGGUACAGUAAGACCCCCAUCUUAGGUCUCGUUCUCAUGUUAAAGCAAGACAUCUGUACCACGUUUUAGUGGUUUCUUUCCAAACUCCUGAUUUUUUUUUUUAAAUUCAAGAGUCACUCUUGAAUUAGUAAAUGGAUGGAUGAAGGAUUGAAUGAAUGAACUAACAAAUGAAUGAAUUAAUUAUUGAAUGAAUGAACUAACAAAUGAAUGUAUGUAUGUAUUAGACAAUUAAAAUAGAUACUGCCACACACCAAUGCAGUGACAAGUACACAUACAGUAUCUUGCUGUAGUAUCUAGUAAUAUUUAAGAGGUGUCCCCCAUCUCUCCUUGCAGCCAUUCGAUGAGACGGGCCGUAGAACAAGCGCUAUGACGAGUACCAUCGGGAUGCGUCUGUUCUCUACUCUGGACGAUGGGACAGGGUCCACCCCCGCUGAGGACGUCCUGGAUGCCUGGACGGAGGAGGGCAUCGAGAACAGCUCUGAGAUACUGCAGGUGAUAACAUCUUACCUCUCAUUCUAGGGGGGUGGGGUGGGGGGGGGCAUAUGUUUUUGACACUUCAGUCAGUGUUUUUAUUUUGUUGGCUUGAGAAUGUUGACACUGUGUAAGUGUCUCUGGCUAUAUUUGUGCUGUAGGCCUUGGAUUUUGACGUGUCUAUGUUUGUGCUGUAGGCCUUGGAUUUUGACGUGUCUCUGUCUAUGUUUGUGCUGUAGGCCUUGGAUUUUGACCUGGAGGGCAAAGUGAACCUCGGUGAGCUGACUGUGGCUCUGGAGAACGAGCUCCUCAUGACCAAGAACGGGAUCCACCGGGCUGCACUGGCCAGCUUUAAGGCUGAGAUCCGAUACCUACUGUGA